Messenger RNA from Gopherus flavomarginatus (Mexican gopher tortoise), 751 nucleotides. RefSeq names its product calneuron 1 (gene CALN1). Gene Ontology annotation, molecular function: calcium ion binding. Bases 119 to 751 code for a protein of 210 amino acids. The transcript has 5 exons. Lineage: Eukaryota; Metazoa; Chordata; Testudines; Testudinidae. The record is from RefSeq and is a predicted model, not a curated record.
CCUGCUCCGAUACUGAAUUCUCAUUACCAGUGGCUGUUAAAUUCCUUCCACCAAGUCCAUUGCAUUUAAUCUUUCCCAUCAGAAUUGUAGUGGAUCCCAGAGUUGAAAGGCACAACAGAUGUGUGUGAAGUUUGGGCUUUCGGGGAUGCUUUGCAGCAUGGUGGCGUCAGGAGUCAUUUUUCUCAACAUGGAUUUGAGGGAGAAGAUGCCAUUCCACCAUGUAACGGCUGGCCUGUUAUACAAGGGGAACUACCUGAAUCGAUCACUCUCUGCUGGCAGUGACAGUGAACAGCUAGCCAAUAUCUCUGUGGAGGAAUUGGAUGAAAUCCGUGAAGCCUUUCGGGUGCUGGACAGGGAUGGGAAUGGCUUUAUCUCCAAGCAGGAGCUGGGCAUGGCUAUGCGUUCUUUGGGGUACAUGCCUAGUGAGGUGGAAUUGGCAAUUAUCAUGCAGCGCCUUGAUAUGGAUGGGGAUGGCCAGGUUGAUUUUGAUGAAUUUAUGACCAUUCUUGGACCUAAGCUGGUAUCUUCAGAAGGGAGAGAUGGUUUUCUUGGAAAUACAAUAGACAGCAUAUUCUGGCAGAACAAUAACAAUGCAGAAAAAAACAAUUUCCUGAUGAGGUAUGUGAACACUAGAGCCAAUGGAAAAAUGAAAAGCUAUUUUCACGAUGAAUUGCUGAACGUUGAAGUGAUUUUCAGUUUGAAGUGUUCAAAACUGACCCAUUCGUUGAUUUUUCAGUCAGAAGCUCUGUGA